Molecule: messenger RNA, 1431 nt
Organism: Vigna radiata var. radiata (mung bean)
Lineage: Eukaryota; Viridiplantae; Streptophyta; Magnoliopsida; Fabales; Fabaceae
Exons: 1
Coding region: 1-1431 (476 amino acids)
Source: RefSeq, a predicted model, not a curated record
AUGCUUAACGCCUUAAGCCCAUCGAUUCCUCUCCCGAUAUAUGGUUUGCCCCCGGGAUACACCCCUCCUGUCGGAGAUUACUCGGAAGCGGAGCAUGCGUCAUUCUCGUUUCCCACCACCAUCAAUGUACCGCCAAUCAGCACUCAGGGUCCUGUCUCAGUGUCGGCACCCAUGACAGGUGUAGGGAUGAAUGAGACAACCACACUUGCAGGAGCGCGAGUAACAGUUAUACCCCAACCUGCAUACAUGGCUACUGGGGAAGAUUUCUCAUCCAAGGCUACACCACACACUGCCCUACAUGGAGUAAUGACUAGCAUUGACGGGGCCAAAAGCAAGCUCGAAAUUCUGGAAGAGAGGUUAAGGGCCAUAGAAGGAGUUGAAAGUUAUGGAUUCGGCGACAUUGCAAGACUGAGCUUGGUGCCCGACGUGAAAAUACCGCAUAAGUUCAAGGCGCCAGAGUUUGAGAAGUAUAAGGGAAGUACAUGCCCUAAAAGCCAUCUGACCAUGUAUUGUAGAAAGAUGGCCGCAUAUGCUUACGACGAGCAGCUACUCAUCCACGUUUUCCAAGAUAGUUUGGCUGGGGUGGCGUUGAACUGGUAUACCCACUUGGAGUCAGUUCGAAUUCGUUGCUGGGCGGACUUGGCUGACGCCUUUGUGAAACAAUAUGUAUACAAUACACAUGUUGCACCAGACCGUCUGCAGUUGCAAAAUAUGGCGAAGAAAGAAAAUGAAACUUUCAAGGAAUAUGCCCAACGAUGGAGAGAGUUAGUCGCACAAGUUGAGCCGCCUUUGUUUGACAAAGAGAUGGUUGCGAUGUUCGUAAACACGCUCCAGCUGCCAUUUUAUGAGCAUAUGAUUGGAAAUGUGUCCGUUAAUUUUGCUGAUGUCAUCAUAAUUGGCGAAAGGAUAGAAGUCGGGCUGAAAAGCGGAAAAAUUGCCUAUGGCCCGUCUACGGCUGCGAAUUACGAAAAACCCAGUUUCAAUCCAGGAAAGAAGAAGGAGGGGGAUGUGCAUGUAGCAUCGGUGUGGAGAGAUCAAGCUCUCACUCCUAGUUAUCGACCAUGCUUAAGCCAACCUCCCUAUGUUGUUAAUACCUCGUUUGCUCAUCAAAUUCGGCCACGACAACAACAAGGGUAUUGUCCACCGCAUCGCAUCCCAACCGAAGCUUGGAAGGCUGGGGCGAACACGAACCCAAAUCUGAAUACGGGUCAAAAUACCAACCCAAGGAGGAAUCAGUUUGUUAACUUUACCCCUAUCCCUAUGACGUACGCGGAGUUGUUACCUAACCUGGUCGAGAAGGGUCUGGUCGCCAUUUGCCCGAUGAAGCCUGUACAACCUCCAUACCCUAGGGGUUAUGAUGCAAAUGCCAAGUGUAGUUAUCAUGGGGGGGGGGGCGUUUGUCAUUCGACGAUUGCUGUUAAGGGAUGUUGA